Messenger RNA from Clupea harengus (Atlantic herring), 2123 nucleotides. RefSeq lists its product as uncharacterized. NCBI's taxonomy places the organism in Eukaryota, Metazoa, Chordata, Actinopteri, Clupeiformes, Clupeidae. The coding region runs from base 468 to 2003 and encodes 511 amino acids. The record is from RefSeq and is a predicted model, not a curated record. The transcript has 2 exons.
UCAGGCAAUCAGGAGCCUUUUUAAACUCAACCAGAGGAUACGGAAGCCAGACUGUCUUGCGCUACAGAGGAGUGAGAACCAGACGCCUUCCAAGACAGUCUCAGGGUAAGAGGCCCGCGGCCUGCUACAUAUAUUACUGAAGACGAGUAAUCGCUCUCUAUCUCUCUCUUGUCUCAGGGAAGAGCCCGACGGAGCCCCUGACGCCAACGGCCAGACCGGUGAAGAUUGCUGAGUUACCUUUUUGCGCCCCCUCCCUUUUCCCCCUUCAGUUUGUACAAUAAACCUAAGUUCUGUUCACCGCAACUCCUGUGUCUGACUUCUCUUUUUUCCACUUUGUGUACCCACUGUUUGCCCUUGCAAGGCCAGGCUCCCACAUAUGGUGGAGAAUGCGAGCAUUCUGAGUCUUCGCUAUCAGUGGGUAUACCGAGUUGGAAUAGAGCACGUCGGAUCAGAGGAGAAGGUCGAACAUGGAAGAGAUCUUGAAAGCCAUUCUGACCUCGCAAGCCAAUCUGCAGACAGCUGUAGUAGAGCUGUGUAGAGCAACAGGAAAACCGAAAGAGCGAAAGCCAAAAGAGGUGCUGACUAAACUGACGCCAGAUGAUGACGUCGAGACCUAUAUUACCCUGUUUGAAAGGGCGGCAACGAGAGAGAAAUGGCCAAGAGCAGAAUGGGCGAACAACCUUAUGCCUUUCUUGACCGGCGAAGCUCAGAAAGCCUGUCGGGAUCUUUCAGCUGCAGAUGCCGUGAGUUUCGAUAAGGUAAAGACUGCCAUCCUAGCUCAAUAUGGACUUAGCCUCCCUGCCAAGGCACAGCGAGUGCAUGACUGGAGCUACGACCCCGCUCUCCCCGUCCGGGCACAGGUGAUGGGUCUAGUCCGUCUAACCAGGAGCUGGCUGGAAGAAGCAGAAGGGCCGCCCAUAGUGGACAGAGUGGUGAUUGAUCGGUGUAUACGGGGCUUGCCAAACGAUGCCAAGAGGUAUGUCGCCCAGCAGGGGCCUCCCAAUGUAGACACGUUAGUAGCCUUAUUAGAAAAUCACCGGGUGAUGGCUAGUCUGAUGCGGUCAGAAAAUAACAAGCCAAACAAUUCUAAAGCCAAGACAGAGAGAGAGAUGGUAGGCAAAGCUUUCAGUUCCCCACCAGCCCGAACGCCCUCUGGCUGGACCGGACCGGCUGCAAGACGAACCCAGUGGCCUCCAGUCCCACGAUGUUUUUCCUGUGGCAAAGAGGGACACCUAGCCAGAGAGUGUCCUGAUCGGGAUGAGCCAAUGCCGACAGCCGGGUCUACCGAUAACAAGGGCCUCUACUGCCACCACCUCACUACCUGUUGGGCCCAUGAGGGAGCACCAGCCCCAAAGUUUCCGGUGAAGAUUGCAGGGAGAGACACAGAGGCACUCUUAGACUCCGGAAGUAUGGUCUCCCUCGUCCGACCACAAUUCGCCAGUGCACCCUGGGGUGAAGAGCUGUCUGUGUCCUGCAUCCACGGGGACACCCGGAAGUAUCCAACCUCCAAAAUCGAAGUGAUCACUCCUCGAGGAAGAUUCGCUCUACAGGUUGGGGUCGUCGAGCAACUGCCGGUUCCUGUGCUUUUUGGCCGGGACAGCCCCCUCUUCUCCCGCUACUGGCCAGCGAAGGCAAGGGACCCAAAACGGCGAACAAAAAAACGACCUGUGAAGAUAGGAAAGUCCGUAACUCGCCCCGCCUGGGCUGCAAUAUCCCCCGAUGGUAGCCCUGCUGAAACUUCUGAUGACGACGUGGGUAAGGCUGUCCACACCCAGACCACAGCAACAGACCCUGAACGGGCAGCUGAGGUGGAGCCCCUGGAAGACAUACACUCAGACGAGGUGUUCUCUCAAUUUCCGGAAGUUGAAAUGGAGGAAGGUCUUAGGCCAGGACAAUUCGGCUCGGCCCAGCUGCGGGAUCCCAACCUGACCCAAGCCUGGAGAGACGUCCAAGUGAUAGAAGGUCAAAAGCAGGAUGGGGGAAGAGCCCGACGGAGCCCCUGACGCCAACGGCCAGACCGGUGAAGAUUGCUGAGUUACCUUUUUGCGCCCCCUCCCUUUUCCCCCUUCAGUUUGUACAAUAAACCUAAGUUCUGUUCACCGCAACUCCUGUGUCUGACUUCU